Molecule: messenger RNA, 1209 nt
Organism: Puccinia graminis f. sp. tritici CRL 75-36-700-3
Lineage: Eukaryota; Fungi; Basidiomycota; Pucciniomycetes; Pucciniales; Pucciniaceae
Exons: 3
Coding region: 52-783 (243 amino acids)
Biological process (GO): respiratory electron transport chain
Source: RefSeq, a predicted model, not a curated record
UCAUCAUCAUCAAGCACUCAUCCGACGAAAGCUCUCGCAAUCAAACACAACAUGCCUUUCAGCUUGAGCACUGCCGCCCGUCGAUCCCGGAGCCUGAUCUCUGCCUCGUCUCAAUCAAUCUCGGGCUCCCAUCUACUACAUCACAGCUCAACCCUAAUCCGGGCCAAGUAUGCCUCCUCGGUCUCACAAUCACCGCCAGCUUUUGAGGUGCCCAAGACGGAGCGAGAGGUGGCGGACAUGCUAGCGAAGGCAGGCUCAAAUGAAGAGCGAAAGAGGAUCUUUGAUGCAUUGAAAGGCGUCCAAGAGGUCGCCGCCAAAGUACCACCGAAGGCCCGAGGUCCAGCGGGUGUACAUUUGAUCCCGAUCGGACGGACCAAACUGACGACGAACCAGACCGGGGUGGAUGUACACCAUUCCCCCUUCGAGUCCUUAUCCAAAACCUACCAGGACACCCUCAAGGCUCUCGAGAAAAUCCCGGCAUCUACCGUCUACCGUCAGGCCGUCCACUCAACCACUCGGAAUAACCUGGAAAUCAUCAAGAAAUAUCUCUCCGCUGCGGUCCCUGGUGAAACCGCUGAUGCCGUCGAACAGCGCGUUAAAGCUGCCGAGAACGAGCUCGGAGUCGAGAUGAUCGAGAAGGCCAUCGAACAGGCCGAAGAUGAACAUCAACUCGUCUUGAAAAUGAUCGAAUACAAAGCUUGGCAAGAGUUGGAGGAAAAACCCGCGCCCGGCCAAUGGGACUACUUCGAGAUUCCAGCUUCUACAUCGUAUCCUAAAAACUGAUGAUCUUGACAGUCCAGUUGGUCCCGAUUCCAGCCUAAAAGCCACUUAUUUAAUAUCAACUUAUAAGAUGUAGAUGGUUGACGAAAAAGGAUGAGGAGAAAUUUGUCGAUUGUUUGACUUGAAAAAAAAGGAAAUAACGAUCUAACUGGCUGACUGGUUAGAAGAUAUGUAACAAAACUGAUAGCUCUGUGGGUUGUGAGAUCUAUAAGAGCCCUAUUCACCUAGAUAUUAAAUCAGAUUACUCGUCCAACUUGAUGAAAUCCCACAUGUUUGGAGUGGGGACACCCUCUCUUAGGGACUCUCCAAAGAUACAAGCCUAACAAAGACUUGUAGAAAGCUUACAGAGUCUAUGUCUCAUAGAGAAUUAUAGUGGUGAUUUAUGUAAAGACAGAGUUGCCAGAGAAUAUUUCAAGAAACAUCUACAGA